AUGAGGAAUCGAGAGAGAGGCCGCGCUGGUGCUUCUGGCGAGGUAUAUAUACGGCUGGAGCUGUCCGCCGAGGAAUGCCGUCCGUCUCAACAGCAGCAGCAGCAGCAGCAGCAGAAGAAGAAGCAGCAGCAGAAGAAGAAGAAGAAGAAGAAGCACACUACACAACAAUCCUCACUGCACCCUCGCAGAGAACCACCACCUCAAACCGCAUCCAACCCAACCCUCGCAAAAAUGGGCUUUUUGGCAGACGGACAGCUCGUCGACGCCGGCCGCUCGGGCUACAACGUGGUGAGCGGCGCGCCGGGCACGCAGCCGCCCAAGGAGGGGCCCCGGCGAUGA
This is a messenger RNA of Ustilaginoidea virens, 339 nucleotides long. RefSeq lists its product as uncharacterized. The record is from RefSeq and is a predicted model, not a curated record. NCBI's taxonomy places the organism in Eukaryota, Fungi, Ascomycota, Sordariomycetes, Hypocreales, Clavicipitaceae. The transcript is spliced from 2 exons. Bases 1 to 339 code for a protein of 112 amino acids.